GUUUGGGUGUUCCUGUUAUUCUGAGAAACUCAGAAGAAACAGAAUCCAGCACAAGAGUAUUGAAAAGGCGGAUGAGACAAGUGAAGAACCCUUUUGGGUUAGAAAUCCCUCAGCCUGCUACAGCUUCGGUAACAGAGGGUAUAAUACUGGCACCAGACUGCUUGGAAGACUGUGUUCUCACGUGCUACUGGGGCUGCAGUGUGCAAAAACUCCACGAAGCAUUGCAGAAACACGUCUACUGCUUCCGAAUAAGGACUCCUCAGGCAUUGGAGGACGCUCUGUACAGCGAAUACCUCUAUCGACAACAGUACUUCAUCAAAAAAAAUGACAAGGAAGAAAAAUAUUGUCAGUUACCAGAAGAUGCUCAAGUUGUCAAUUUUGGCCUAGUGCCUAGAUCUCGCUACCCAUUGGUAGCGUUGCUGACGUUAGCUGAUGAAGAGGACAGAGAAAUAUAUGAUAUUAUUUCAAUGGUGGCUGUAAUUCACAUUCCUGAUGAGAGCUACAGACUUUCCUGCAGAAUGUUGUAUCAGUACCUACUGCUAGCUCAAGGUCAAUACCAUGAUCUGAAGCAACUCUUCAUGUCCGCAAAUAGCACCGCACCGUCUUCAAGCAUUACGUCCCCCGGUGACAGAAGCACUGACAGAAGCUUGCUAGAAAAGGCUGGGCUGGCUGAAGAGGAACCAGAAUUGCACGAAGAAACCAGUAAAGACUGUGUUGUUUGCCAAAACGGCGCGGUGAACUGGGUGCUGCUGCCCUGCAGGCACGUGUGCUUGUGCGAUGGCUGCGUUAAGUAUUUCCAGCAGUGUCCGAUGUGCAGGCAGUUUGUUCAAGAAUCUUUCCCGCUUUGCAUUAAAAAGGAGCUAGAUUAAGAUGAAUCGACCCAUAUCUUGCAAGAUGUUCUUCCUGCAAG
This is a messenger RNA of Mesitornis unicolor (brown roatelo), 910 nucleotides long. It is a transcript of the gene CGRRF1, whose product is annotated as cell growth regulator with ring finger domain 1. Lineage: Eukaryota; Metazoa; Chordata; Aves; Mesitornithiformes; Mesitornithidae. The record is from RefSeq and is a predicted model, not a curated record. The coding region runs from base 72 to 869 and encodes 265 amino acids. Gene Ontology annotation, biological process: negative regulation of cell growth. The transcript is spliced from 5 exons.